Molecule: messenger RNA, 3918 nt
Organism: Maudiozyma barnettii
Lineage: Eukaryota; Fungi; Ascomycota; Saccharomycetes; Saccharomycetales; Saccharomycetaceae
Gene: SWI3
Product: Swi3p
Exons: 1
Coding region: 1-3918 (1305 amino acids)
Biological process (GO): positive regulation of DNA-templated transcription
Cellular component (GO): SWI/SNF complex
Molecular function (GO): histone binding; DNA binding
Source: RefSeq, a predicted model, not a curated record
AUGGAUUUAUUUAAUACAGAAGGAGAUGAAUCAUCAUCGCAUGAGAACAACGUCAUUGAUCAAUUGGGUAAUAACAACGAAUUCGGUAUGGAUAAUGAGGAUCAAAAUUCUACUAUUGAAGAUACUUUGAAUGUCAAUCAAGAACGCCAAAAUGAUGAACAUUCUAUAUUGGAAACAGAAGAAACAGUAUCACCAGAUAAUGAUAAUAAUAGUAAUGAUGAAGAUAAUAAUACAUCGACAACAGCAGAUCAUUCAUUUGUGACAGCAACUGCUAUUAAUAAUUCACACGACGACGAUAAAUUAGAACAAAACAAUGCUUCUUCAUCAACCAAUAUUAUUGAAAGCAAGGAUAGUAAUGCCGAAGGUGAAGAUACAAGGGAUAAUAAAAACAUAAGCACAGAAAAUCCUGUAUCUGAAGAGAAAGAUGACGAUGAUGACAAUGAUGUUGACAUGUCAAAGGAUAAUCUCGAAAACAAUAUCGAAGAUAAUAGUAAAAAAAUGACAAAGAAUACUGAUACGAUAGUGCAACCACAAAUAUCCCAACCAGAUAACAACAAUUCAACAAAUAUCGGAGAACAAGAUUCGACUUCAGAAGUAACUAAUGGAAACAACGACACUGAAAAAGGAUCUCCUAAUGAUGAUAACCAAGAAGAUGAUGAAGAAGAAGAAGAAGAAAAAGAGAAAAAAGAUGCAGACAUAGCCGACAAUGAAGGGGAGAAUGAUGUAGAUAUGACUAGCGAUGAAGAAAAGAAUGUCAAUAUAAAUGAUGACGUUGACGAUAACGAUAACGAUGAUGAGGAUGAACGAAUGGAUGAUAUCCCUGAACAGGAGAGUGACGCCGAUACUGACACUCCAAAGAUGCCCGAUUACAGAAACCAUGAAAUAACGGAUGGCGUCACGGUGACAACUUUGAAUCAAGAACCGGAGGAUAAAAACAACAUCACAACCAAUGACGAAGAUGUUAUUGAUAACAAUAAUAACUCAUUAUUAGGUGAUAUAAAUAGCCUCGAAAAUCAGAAUAAGGAUAAUUUAGGAUUGAAUACAGGCGAAGAUGAUGAGGAAGAAGAAGAAGAAGAAGAAGAAGAAGAAGAAGAGGAGGAGGAAGAAGGUGAAGAAGCGGAUGAUGAAGACAAUAAUGAAGAGACGCAUAGAGAAAAAAGUACAGAUUUUGAAGGGUCACCCUCCGUGGCAAUAAAUGAAUCAGAAACUACCAGUCCUGCAACAUUAAGCGCCCAAACACCUCAAAUAAUUACAGAAACCCAGUCUGAUUAUAUGAAUGAGGAAAAUAAUAUAGACUCAACUAUAUCACAGGGUGAUUCGACGUCAGUGGUUCAAGGCAAUACAAACGACAACGGAAUAUUAGAAUCGACAGACGAAUACAACCAUGAUAUUAAAACAACAUCAGAGCACCAUACAAUGCAGGAUACUGAAGAAACGCUAACCAAUGUUGAAAAAUCUGCCCAAGAAACUGUAACUGUUCCCCCCAAUUCUAAUUCUAAUCAAUCUAGUGUACAAGAACAGCCUACAUUGAAACAUAAUCCAAAUAAAGUAGAUGAUGGAAUUAUAAUACCACAAACGCAUGAAAUUAUCAUACCAAGUUAUUCAACGUGGUUCAAUUUAAGAAAAAUACAUCAAAUUGAAAAAAAAUCUUUACCAGAAUUUUUCACAAUCAGAAUUGCAUCAAAGACUCCUGAGAUUUAUAUGAAAUAUAGAAAUUUCAUGAUAAACUCUUAUAGACUGAAUCCAAACGAAUAUUUCAGUGUCACAGCAGCAAGAAGGAAUCUAUCAGGUGAUGCCGCAUCAAUAUUCAGAAUUCAUAAAUUCCUAAUGAAGUGGGGGUUGAUAAAUUACCAAGUCAGUGCUAAACAGCUACCAAAAACUGUUGAACCACCGUAUACCAAUGAAUUUUCUACCAAACAUGACGCUCCAAGAGGAAUUUUCCCCUUUGAAAGUUACAAACCAUCUGUACAAUUACCAGACAUGGCAAAGCUAAAGAAAAUGAUGGACGUGGAAGAUGAGCGUAGCACUUUGUACAAGUAUUUAAAUCAGGAAAAGAAACGUACCUUUUCAGAACUAGAGAAAAAUGAGUUGCAAACUCUCCAGUCUAGCAAAGAUAAUGAAAUAGCCCAUACAACUACAUUAAUUGCACAAAAAAAUGAGGUGAGACCUACCAAAAGACCAAAUAUUUUAGACAAUGUUAGUGUCCCAUCAGAAAAAAUAAAAUGGGAAAGAGAAGAUUUGAAGAAAUUAUUAUUUGGUAUUCAAACUUAUGGAUCCGAUUGGUACAAGGUCGCCAAACACGUAGGGAAUAAGACACCAGAACAAUGUGUGCUAAGGUUUUUACAAUUACCAAUUGAAGACAAAUUUUUAUACCAAGAUCGAAACAAUUUACCAGGAAAUGACGUUAAAAAAGAGAAAAACUCUGUAGUUAAUGUAGGUGAGCUAGGACCACUGAAGUUUGCUCCCCACCUUCCAUUCUCGAAAAGUGAAAAUCCAGUUCUAUCUACAAUUGCAUUUUUGGUAGGGUUAGUUGAUCCAAAGGUAGUCCAACAAAUGACUGACCGUGCUAUUCGUUCAAUGGAAGAUCAGGAGAAAGAAAAUAAUACCGAAAAUGAUAUUUGGAGCGAGAAGAAGAUAAACGUUAGUGCUGAUGAUAAGGUUGAGAAAGUGAACAAUAAAGAUAAUGUCAAUUCUGAAACUGAAAAGAAGGAACAACUACAAACAAUAUCAGCCGAACAACCUGCUGUAACUGAAGUAGACACAACCAAAACCAAUGCUGACCAUGCCUCAGAGGAACAUGACGAGAAAAAACUAGAUAUUACCCUAAAAGAUAAAGCACCCCCUACUACAGAAGAAAUUGGAAAUGAUGCGAUGAAUGUGGGUUCGACUGUACCUCGUACUGUGCCCAUAGAUGUUGAAAUGACUGACAAUAUAACAGAACCACUGAAUACUAGAGAAAGCAGUAGUGAUAAUACUGAUGCAUUAUUUGGCGAUGAUAAUAGUGAUGAAGAUAUGUUGGCAGAGGAGGACAAAAAAGAUGAGUCUAAAAUUGCUGUUAGGACAGAACCUUCAGGUUUACCAGAAAUGGCCACUGAACCUGACAAAACAAAGGAUGACACAGUAUCAGCUGUAAUAGAUCAAAACAAGGAGGACCAAUUUGAAAUUAAAGCGAAGGCAGAAGAUCUGUCUAGCAAUGUCGAUACAAAGAAUAUAGAUGUAGACACAAAAACUGACGACACGGCAGAGGAAGAGGCUGAAAAGACUAGUGAAACAACAGAACCGGAGGUUGUCUUAGAAACUUUAGUUGAGAUGAGAAGCUCUACAAAACCAGCAAUUGAAAAGAACGAACCUUCUAAGGAGUUACAUACCAAAGAAUAUAACGAUGUGAAGGAAGGUUCUGAAAUUGCUAUAGCAUCUUUGGGUGUUCGUUCUCAUGUUUUUGCUAAUAAUGAAGAAAGACAAAUGAAUAAGUUGGCUAAUCAAAUGAUUCAAAUUCAACUCGAAAAACUGGAAACCAAAUUGAAGAUAUUUGACAAGUUAGAAAGAUCCUUGGAAUUUGAUAAGAAGAAAUUAGAAAGAAAACAAGAAGAAUUUUUGGUGCAACGUUUAACAUUUGCGAAGAGUUCGAACUUACUGGUUAAAAAGUUUGACAAGGCAUUGGAUUUAUUAAACGAUACCCAUUCUGAGGGUUCUACAGGAACAAACAAUGUCGAUGAAUCAACAAUUAAAUCCUUGACGUCAUCUGUUAAUGAAAUGAAGCAACUGUUAUCGAGACCACUUUAUCUAAGUUUUGGUUCCAAGGUAGACGGUCCAAAAUCGUCCAACAAUGAGGAAACAAGCACUACUGAAGAUCUAGAAAAUGGAAUGAAACCAAUUUCUAUUGAAAACCCUCAAGUUUAUAGAUAUUGGUCAGCUUAA